Molecule: messenger RNA, 907 nt
Organism: Daphnia carinata
Lineage: Eukaryota; Metazoa; Arthropoda; Branchiopoda; Diplostraca; Daphniidae
Gene: slf
Exons: 4
Coding region: 102-905 (267 amino acids)
Source: RefSeq, a predicted model, not a curated record
CAGACGGCAGGUAGUGGCAACAGUUGGGUACAGCCAACAGUGGAAACAACAACCACACAUCUCGUGCAAUACCAAAAUAUCAUUCAAACAAUUUAUCAACCAUGUUCCGACCGAUGUUAUUCUUCACUCUAAUGCUGGCCGUCACUCUGGUCAAUUGUCGACCUGACAAGCUGGAUGCUGAUCUCAAAGCAGCCAUGGAAGCUAAAGCGGCCAUGGAAGCCAAAGCGGCGAUGGAUGCCAAAGCGGCCAUGGGUAAAAGCGUCGAAGUGUCCGGCAAAGGAGGCAGCGAUAUCAAUGACGGUGGCCGAUUAUUGUCACUACCGGAAGCUGACGCUUGCGCACAAAGACCGAAACAAUGGGAGCGCAAUGGACACUGGUACUUUUUGAGCACCAACGUCACCACCUACGCGGAUAUCAAGAGCGAUUGGCUGGACGCCCGUAAUCUGUGCCGUAAACACUGCAUGGACGCCAUCAGCAUCGAAACUGUCGAGGAAAACGACAUGGUGCUCGACAUACUGGAGAAACAGAAACUUCCCUACAUCUGGUCGAGCGGUCGCUUGUGCAACUUCAAGGGUUGCGAUCGCGAAGACUUGCAGCCCGUCUUGAUCAACGGUUGGUUCUGGUCCGGCUCUGGCGUCAAGCUGGCCAAGACGAACGAGAUCCCAACCGGUUGGGGUUACCAACCAUGGAGCGCCACUGGACACUUCAAACGGCCCCAGCCGGACAACGCUGAAUUCGAGAUCAACGAGACGAAAGAAUCUUGCCUGGGCGUCCUCAACAACGUCUACAAGGACGGCAUCAAGUGGCACGACAUCGGCUGCUACCACACCAAGGCCGUCAUCUGCGAGGAUUCGCCACCUCUUCUGCAGUACAUCGCCGCCACCAACCCCAACAUCAAAUUGUAAAA